Molecule: messenger RNA, 1557 nt
Organism: Caenorhabditis elegans
Lineage: Eukaryota; Metazoa; Nematoda; Chromadorea; Rhabditida; Rhabditidae
Gene: F42G2.5
Product: Major sperm protein
Exons: 7
Coding region: 19-1143 (374 amino acids)
Source: RefSeq, marked reviewed
UAAUAUUACAGAUAAACAAUGCCUGAAAAAAAGAGUCUUCUAGAAGUGCCUCCAGAGCUCGUCUUCAGUGGUCCAUUCGAUCACGUGAUCACUACUUACAUGACGCUCACAAAUAUAUCACAAAGCCCAGUGUGUUUUCUAGUAAAAACAACGGUUCCAAAUAGUUAUUGUGUUCGUCCAAACAGAGGAAUUCUAAACAUUGGGGACUCGAAACAAAUUGAAGUGAUGCUCCAACCUUUGGAAAAAGUUCCACCUGAUGCUAAGCAGCACAAGUUUCUGGUUCAAUCGUGCGUCGCGCCUUCCAUUGAUGUUUCUGAUUUGGAAUCAGUUUGGAAAAAUGUCAAACCAGACGAGCUUACCUACAAUAGGCUUGUGGUUACUUUCGUUGACAAUACAGAUUCAAAAUCAAACAUCGAGUGCGAAAUAUGUACCUUGGAGUUUUCAAGUGUUGUUGAUAACCAGAUUCCUAGGAUUCUUCAGUGUGGCCACUCAAUUUGUCAAAGCUGUGCAUCAAAGCUGGCCAAAAACUGUGUUAUCUUAUGUCCAUUUUGCCGGAAUGAAACCAAUGUGAGCAGUGUGGCAAGUCUUCCCAAAAACUUUGCAUUACUGCAAGCAAUUGAUCAGAAAACUUUACGAGUUCCACCGUUGGAAAUCGCAAAGUUAAGACAACAACUGAGCUGCCAGCUCUCAAAAUUGGAGGAGCAAGUUAGUAAAACUGACAAGAGUAUUAAAGCUGUUGGCAGAGCCCAACUCUCAAAUUUGAAGGAUGGGAGGGAAUUUCAAGAGAGAAAGGAUUCGAUAGUCUCCUACUAUGCUUCAAUACGAGAAACUAUAAAUGCUUUGGAAAACGAGGCGAUCGGAAAAUUACACACCAUCGCAGACAUGAACGUUUCAAAGAAUGCGUUGCUUGUGGCAGAACUAUCAGAAAUCCUUAAACAUCAGAAUUUAAAAAUUGCCGAGUUGAAGUUGUCGAUGGAAAUGGACGACGUAGAGCUUGCGACAAGAUCCUUAACCGAUUCGGGAACGGAAUGUGCAGUUGUAAAACCUGCCGUUUUAGAUGUUGCACUCACUUUUCCGGAGAUAGACAAAAUGGCUUUACUUUCCAUGACAACAAAAUUCCCUUCCAAUUUCAGCACCGUGUAGAAAAUCCAGCUUGCUGUUUGGGUUGAUCUUUGUCUGCAAUCACGUGGCGCAAUAUUUAUGUAUGUAUGUAUAAUACAAUACAACUAAUUAUAAAAUGCAUUUUUUCUUUGCUGUGACCAAAUUAGUUCUAAAAUCUUUUUCCCGGCCCUUUCAUAGUCUUUUAAACCCCCAGUAAUCUACAAAACAUAUAAAAAAUAUUUUUUUAAAGGAACAUAGUAGAUAACUUUUUUUGAUGCACUUAAAAAAAUCUCCCAAUAUUGAUUUUUUUUUAAUUUUAAAUUUCGUCAAAACUUUUUGAUUUAAUACUGAAUUUCUUUGAAUUCUUUUUGGUUUUUCUAAUCAUAUUGCACACUUUUAGCACAAUUUCUGUGAGUAAUUUGUUGCAAGUACGUUAAAUAAACUAUUUUGACUUUU